Molecule: messenger RNA, 741 nt
Organism: Rodentolepis nana
Lineage: Eukaryota; Metazoa; Platyhelminthes; Cestoda; Cyclophyllidea; Hymenolepididae
Source: the annotation of a GenBank genome assembly
AUGGAUCAAAAUCUUAACACAUCAUCUAUGAGGGACCAUGAGGUCAAUCUGUUUUCUGGAGCUUUUUCAACUUCAUGCGAACGGGUUCCGAAUUCGAAUGAAGUGGAGAACAGUCAAGAGUUGGUUUCGUACUUUGAGGAUGUUUGCUUCAUCGCUAUAUCUGGAAAACGGAAAAGUGGGAAAGAUUACUUUGCCAACCUUCUUCGCAAGGAAAUUAUGAACCGUUUGGGUAAAACAGCUGCAAUAAUUCACAUCUCUGAACCGAUUAAACGGGCUUUUGCUGAGGAACAGAACCUUGAUCUUGAGAAAUUAAUGUCCUCCUCAGAGUACAAGGAAAAAUUCCGUCGUACCAUGGUGCAUUGGGGUGAAGUGGAACGACGGAAGGACCCAACAGUUUUCUGCCGAAAGUCUCUGGAAUACUUAAUGCAGGACUCUCCUUUCAAACCAAUCUAUCUUAUCAUUGCUGAUUGUCGUAGACCUUCUGACCUGACAUUCUUCUCCAGCUUCAAUAGAGAAAUUCCACUUCUUCAUCUUCGAAUAUCCGCCUCACCAACUACUAGACGUUCCCGAGGUUGGAUUUUCUUUCGGGGCAUAGAUGACGCGGAAACUGAGUGUGCACUAGACGACGCCCCUUUUGAUAUCCUUGUGAUCAAUGAAUCCGAAAGAACUCUCAAACUUUCUAUGAAUAUGGUAAUUAGGGCGAUAUCGGGCAAACCGCUGAGGAGAAUCAUGACCCUAUAA